UACACUGAUACAAUUUAGUUCCCCGUAAUGAACUGUCCUAGAGUUGCGGUACGAAGUUGGAGGCUUUAAGAGCGGGGAACACCAUGCACAUCGCAGAGCUCGCGCUCUCUUUCCUACUCGUCGUGAUCAUCGUAGUGUCGCUGCUGUCCAACGUGCUGGUGCUGAUCUGCUUUCUGUACAAUGCCGAAAUUCGCAAGCAGGUUCCUGGGUUGUUUAUACUCAACCUGACGUUCUGCGACCUGCUUCUGUCCGCCUCCAGCAUGCCGCUGACACUUUUUGGGGUUUUGAGUAAUGCACAUCCCGGAGGACACGUUUUCUGUCAGGUGGUCGGGUUUCUGGACACUUUCCUGACCACCAACUCCAUGCUGAGUAUGGCUGCGCUCAGCAUCGAUCGGUGGGUUGCUGUGGUGUUCCCUCUGAGUUAUCAUUCCAGGAUCCGACACCGGGACGCUGUGCUCGCACUGGCUUACACGUGGGUCCACUCCUUGUCCUUCUCUGUGGUUGCCGCGUGCCUCUCCUGGGUGGGCUACCAUCAGCUGUACGCUUCGUGCACGCUCUGUAACGGCAGGGCGCUCCAUGCCAAGACGCAGUUCGCGAUUUACACGCUGGUGCUGCACACGCUCACGUUCCUGCUGGUGUCAGUGGUGCUCUGCGUCACGUACCUGAAAGUGCUCAAAGUAGCGCGCUUUCACUGUAAGCGCAUAGACGUGAUCACCAUGCAAACGCUCUUAUUGCUAGUGGACAUUCACCCGAGUGUUCGUCAGCGCUGUCUGGAGGAGCAAAAAAGGAGGAGACAGAGAGCCACCCGCAAAAUUAGUACCUUCAUCGGAACCUUCGUCGUCUGUUUCACCCCUUAUGUCAUCACCAGGAUCGUGGAGCUGUUUAUGACAGAGCCAUUUAAUCCAUAUUGGGGCGUGCUGUGUAAGAGUCUGGCUUACAGCAAAGCUGCAUGCGACCCUUUCGUCUACUCUCUUCUGCGACACCAGUACCGGAAGACCUGCAGUGACAUAAUCAAUCGACUCAUGAAGCGCAGUUCCCCGAACGACUCCAGGCAUCAGCAGGAAAAUGGAAAGAUUGGAAGAGCUAAGGAAAUCGUAAAGGAUGGGGAAGUCGAAGCCAGACCUACAGACUGAGGUCUCCUGUUGCUAUAGAGAUGAACAAUCACAAAGGUAGAGCUUCGCCUCUGGAAGGAGAGAGAAGAAUGAAAGUAGAAAAGACAGCGGGAUACCAGGCUCUGCAUUUCUCAACUCAAAAAGAAUUCAAGAUGUAACUGUAGCAAAAGAGAUUUAAGUAGCAAAAGUA
Molecule: messenger RNA, 1302 nt
Organism: Rhinichthys klamathensis goyatoka
Lineage: Eukaryota; Metazoa; Chordata; Actinopteri; Cypriniformes; Leuciscidae
Gene: gpr26
Product: G protein-coupled receptor 26
Exons: 3
Coding region: 84-1133 (349 amino acids)
Biological process (GO): adenylate cyclase-activating G protein-coupled receptor signaling pathway
Cellular component (GO): membrane
Molecular function (GO): G protein-coupled receptor activity
Source: RefSeq, a predicted model, not a curated record